This is a messenger RNA of Loxodonta africana (African savanna elephant), 4277 nucleotides long. It is a transcript of the gene ACER1, whose product is annotated as alkaline ceramidase 1. The coding region runs from base 510 to 1175 and encodes 221 amino acids. Gene Ontology annotation, biological process: sphingosine biosynthetic process; ceramide catabolic process. The record is from RefSeq and is a predicted model, not a curated record. Gene Ontology annotation, cellular component: membrane; endoplasmic reticulum. The transcript is spliced from 7 exons. NCBI's taxonomy places the organism in Eukaryota, Metazoa, Chordata, Mammalia, Proboscidea, Elephantidae.
GCUUCGCGCCCACGGAACGUGCUCACUAAGAGGCCUACUUCCGGGAAACUGGGCUGGCGCGGUUAGGCUCGGGGCUUGGGGGCGAGACUUUAGGAGGCGGAGCCAGAGGCGGAAAUGGCUACCAGCUGGAGCCGCAAAACUUUCACAGAGGUUGCAGUUCGAGUCCGCUUCCCGACGAAUUCGUCCUAUUUUUCUGCUCUUCAGUGUUUAUUUUUAUAAUCAGCUCCAAUGCGUCCACACCGGAGUUUGGAAGUGGGAGCCCAGUGAGGCUCUGGCCUUGAAGAAUUUUCAGUCUGGCAGGGGCCGACACCCACCUAGACCUUCCCAGCCGUCUAUAGUCAGAGGGAGGGAGUCCAGGGUGACCCUAGAGGACGGAGUAGAACUGCCCCAUUGAGUUUCCAAGGAGCAGCUGGUGGAUUUCAACUGCCGACCUUUUGGUUAGCAGCUGUAUCACUCAGUCACUGCACCACCAGUUCAGCAAUGUCACCUUCCUCAUCUUUGGGCCUCUUAUGAUGUUCCUGAUGCACCCCUACGCCCAGAGACGUUCCCUCUACGUCCACAGCGUCAGUAUCCUCUUCAUGGUUACAGGCCUCUUCUCCAUGUACUUCCACAUGACACUCAGCUUCCUGGGCCAGCUGCUGGAUGAGAUCGCCAUCCUGUGGCUGCUGGCCAGUGGCUACAGCAUCUGGAUGCCCCGCUGCUACUUCCCCGCCUUCCUCAGGGAGAACAGGCUCCAGUUCACUCGCCUGGUCAUCAUCAUCACCGUGAUCAGCACCUUCCUGUCCUUCCUGCGGCCCACUGUCAAUGCCUACGCCCUCAACAGCAUUGCCUUCCACAUCCUCUACCUGGUGGUCCAAGAGUACAAGAAGACUAGCAAUAAGGAGCUUCAGCGUGUCAUUCAGGUCUCCGUGGUCCUGUGGGCUGCUGCCCUGACGAGCUGGAUCAGCGACCGAUUCUUUUGCAGUUUCUGGCAGUGGAUUAAUUUCUUCUAUCUACACAGCAUCUGGCACGUACUCAUCAGCAUCACCUUCCCUUAUGCCAUGGUGGCCUUGGCCUUGGUGGACGCCAGCUAUGAGAUGCCAGAGCAGACCCUCAAAGUCUGCUACUGGCCUCGGGACACGUGGCUGGUGGGGCUGCCCUAUUUGGAAGUCAGGAGUGACGACAAGAACUGCUGAAGCCUGCCUUUUGCUCGCCCAGCCACCAUCAACCCACCUGAGUCUUGAGGAGAAAGACUUGGAUGAGGACUUCAGUUUGAGAGACAUUCAUGGUUCCUUCCUCCAGUUCUCUUCCCCCCUCCUCCUUGGCCUGUACUGCCCCAACCUAAGGAAAGGGAUGGACUUCCUGACCUCUCUGGAGCAGCAUUCUGAUGACCCUGGGGGACUGGUUGUCAUAUCUCCCCUCCGUGAUGUGACCCGUCCUCUUUCAAUUUCUUGCUCUGUGUUCACUGUUUCCCCAUGGCCUAUGUCACAAGACCUGGCUGUGAGGACCUGGCAUUUGCAAGGAAUGAUCCCAGGCCAGGGUUUGAUUCCUGGGCACCUUAUAAAUAUUGGUGGCCACUACUAGACUCCUUGGACCUGUCCUUGGCCAUGACAAUGUCUCUGAUAUUUGAGGACCAUGUUAGAGAAUGGACAUGUCUUCAAGUCACCUGAUUCUACACCUACACUUGUGUGCAGAGACCUUCCAGACCGUCCCGUGUGUUCACACGCACACCCAUGGACAUGCCAUGCCCCCAUUACUGGUUGAGAGCUGAGGAAAUGGAGUCCCGGGUGGGGGGCUCUAGGUGCUGUGGGAGCACAGGGCAUCAGGAGAGGGGGUCUUAGAGGAGGGAGAGGGCUUCCAUGGUGGUUAAGAGCACAGGGCUUGGAGCAGGGUGGUUCAAAGCUUAAAUCCCUAUGCCACCAUUUUCUGGCUGUAUAAUCUUGGGAAGUGAUUUUCCCUACCUAUGAAGCUCAAGCACUGUUUCUGCAAAAUGGAAAUGAUAUGUCUUCCCUCAUGAGGUUUCUGUGUGGAUGAAACAAGAUGAUAUAUGUAAAGUGCUUAGCAUAAAGCCUGGUAAACCAUCCAUCCAUCCAUCCACCCAUCCACCCAUCCACCCAUCCAUCCAUCCAUCCAUCCAUCCAUCCAUCCAUCCAUCCAUCCAUCCAUCAUCCAUCCACCCACCCACCCACCUACCCAUCCACCCAUCCAUCCAUCAUCCACCCAUCCACCCGUCCACCUGUCCAUCCGUCCAUCUGUCGAUCCGUCCAUCUGUCGAUCCGUCCAUACAUCAUCCAUCCAUCCAUCAUCCAUCCAUCCAUCCACCCACCCGUCUGUCCUUCCGUCCGUCCAUCCAUCCGUUCAUCCUUUAUCCAUCCAUUAAUAUAUGUAUCCAUUCAGCCAUCUAUUCAUCUACCAUUAAUUUAUCCAUCCUUCUGUUCAUAUAUAGAACUUUUCAUUGAACCAUCCAUUUAUUGGGUCAUCAUCCUUUAAUUUAUCCAUCCAUUAUCUGUCCAUUCACCCAUCCAUCCUUUCAUCUAUUAUCCAUCACUUUUUAUUCAGCCAUUCAUUCAUUAAUGUACCCACCCAUCCAUUGAGCCAUCCAUGCAUCCAUCCAUCCACCCAUCCAUCCGUUCGUCCAUCCGUCCAUCCAUCCAUCCGUCCAUUUAUCCAUCCAUCCAUUCUAUCUACAUUUAGCCAUCCAUUUAUCUCUUCAGUAUUCAGGUUUGAUUUGAGCCAAAUUGUUCAAUCAUCCUUCUAUUAAUCUAUUUUUCUACUCAUUCAUUCAUCUCUUCAAUAAGUAUAUAUUGAGUUCCUACUAUACAUAUAUAUGGCAAACACUAGCCCAUGUUGGUACACGACAACAAGGACAUUCAAAGCCCCUGCCCUAAUGAGGGAGAUAGAUGUUAAACAAAGAAACAUGAAUGAGAUAAUUCCAAGCACUGAUAAGAGCUACAAAAAAGAUAAUGCAGGGUGACGUUCUAGAGAAUGAUGGGGUGAGACAGCAGCUCUCACAUAUGGAUAGUCAUGGAGCAGUAGACUUUAGAGCUGAGCCAUCAAUGACAAAAGGAAACCAGGCACGCAAAGAGUGGUGGGAAGGGCAUCUGGGCAGAGGGAACUGCAGGGGUGAACUCCCUACCCCCGGGGUGUGAAUGAACUUGCAGGUCCUUGCUGGGGCUUAGUAGAUAAGGAGGAGCUCAUAGUAAAGAGUUCUUAAUCUGAGGGCUCAGGGUAGGUUUCAGUGUCCAUGAACCCCUUGACAUUGUCUGCCAAAGAUGGGUGCCUGGGCAUGUUAGCCAGGGUCCUGGAGUGCAUCACUCCAAAAGAAGUGGAAGCAAGCCCAUUUGGAGCCCUAGAGAGCUGGGGAAUCUAAGAGGGGAGGGGCUGUUCAUAUUUACUGAAUGGUGACCAUGUGCUGUACGCCCAUGCCAUACAUUGUUGAAUCUAACCCCCCUCCCAGAUAGUCAAGGUAUUCUUCAUGGAUAAAUUAAUGGAUGAGUAAAUUAAAGGAUGGAUGAAUGGAUUAAUGGAUGGAUGGAUUCAUUGUAUAGGUAUAGCACAGAGAGGGCAAGCAACUUGCCUAAGAACACACAGCCUGGCCUUGAACCCUGGUCUGCCCUUCCCCAAAGCUUCUUGCACCAUAGUGAGUCAGCAGGAGAAUUGGGCCAGGACUCUGGGUCCCCUGCUUCCCAGUUACAACUAGAAGUCAGAGGUUUAUCACCAGUGGCCACAUGGGAGACUUUGUGGUGGCAGGAGGAUUGGGGAGGGAGGGAGUUUCUUCAAAUUUAUGAAAUUAUCUGCAAAACGUUGUGUGUCUUCAUUUUGGAGGGGAGAGGAGCUGUUCUUCUAUGAGACUCCCUAAAGUUCAAAACCUUCCCGGAGUGAGACGGAGGAGCACCUGCCUCCUGGCACCCAUGCUCCAUCCUCCUCCUUGUUGGCUUAUGUGGCCAUGGUGUGGAAUCCCCUAAAAAAAUUACUAAAACCAGUUGCUGUCAAGUCGACUGUGACUCCAGGUGGCCCCGUGUGUGUCAGAGCAGAACUGCACUCCAUAGGGUUUUCGGCGGCUGAGUUUUUAGAAGCAGAUCACCAGGCCUUUCUUCUGAGGUACCUCUGGGUGGAGUUGAACUUCAACCUUUUAGUUAGCAGCCGAGCAUGUUAGCCAUUUGCACCACCCACAGACUCUGUUGUUGUUGUUUUUAGUUACCAUUGAGUCAAUUCUGACUCAUGGUGACCCCAAAUGUGCAGAGUAGAACUGGCCCAUAGGGUUCUCAAGGCUGUGACAUUUUGGAAGAAGAUCGAUC